Doryrhamphus excisus (bluestripe pipefish) is the source of this 1310-nucleotide messenger RNA. It is a transcript of the gene nr0b1, whose product is annotated as nuclear receptor subfamily 0, group B, member 1. Lineage: Eukaryota; Metazoa; Chordata; Actinopteri; Syngnathiformes; Syngnathidae. Gene Ontology annotation, biological process: negative regulation of transcription by RNA polymerase II. Gene Ontology annotation, cellular component: nucleus; cytoplasm. Gene Ontology annotation, molecular function: transcription corepressor activity; transcription factor binding. The record is from RefSeq and is a predicted model, not a curated record.
GAGGAAUAGAAGGAGGAGGUGCCACAGCUCGGAGGAGGCGGAGAGAGCAUCGACUCUGAGGGAGGAAAAAAAAAACAUCUGAGAAAGUGCAGGCAGAGACGGGAGCUGUUGCCCUUCAAUCGGAGGGGCUAUCUGAAGCUAAAACAAACAGCGCCUCCUCCGCACUGACCUCCCCCGAGGGACGCGCCGCGCUCUCCGGGCAGCGGUCAUGGCCACGCUGGAGGGCUGCCGCUGUCGGGGUGCCAGCCUCCGAAACAACAACACCAGCAUUCUCUACAGUAUUUUGAAGAGCGACAGAGAAGAAGAACAACAAGAAACGCUACACAACUUACUCCACAGGUCCGCCGCCUCAGCUUCCUCCGGGCCGGCCUGGCAGCAGGAGCCUCCUCGGCAGCAGCAGGCGUGCUCGUGCGGGGCGACUCGGCGCCGCGGGGUCCUCCGGUCCCCGCAGGUGACGUGCAAAGCCGCGUCCGCCAUCCUGGUCAAGACGCUCCGCUUCGUCAAGAACGUCCCUUGCUUCCGGGAGCUGCCGGAGGACGAGCAGGUGGUCCUGAUCCGGAGCGGCUGGGCGCCCCUGCUGGUGCUGGGACUGGCGCAGGACCGCGUGGACUUUGAGACCACGGAGACGGUGGAACCCAGCAUGCUGCAAAGGAUCCUAACCGGGGUACCGGGCGCGGCCCAGAGCGAAGCGGCGGUGGCAGCGGCAGCCGCCGGUCCGAGCAGAGGCGGAGGGGCCGGCGUGUCUGUGGCGGACAUCGAGACCAUUAAAGGCUUCCUGAAGAAGUGCUGGAGUGUGGACAUCAGCACCAAGGAGUACGCCUACCUGAAGGGAGCCGUGCUUUUUAAUCCGGAUCUGGAGGGUCUUCGCUGUCUCCCGUAUAUCCAGUCCCUGCGCCGCGAGGCCCACCAGGCCCUCAACGAGCACGUUAGAUUGAUCCACCGUGAGGACAACACACGCUUCGCUAAGCUGCUCAUCGCUUUGUCCAUGCUGAGGUCCAUCAACCCGUCGGUGGUGGCCCAGCUCUUCUUCAAGCCCAUAAUCGGCAGCGUCAACAUCGAGGAGGUCCUCAUGGAGAUGUUCUAUGGAAAGUAGUAAGGACCACCCUUCCAGCUGCUGGAGAGGCUCUUAUUAUUAUUGGAAAAAAAGGGCUGAAGAAACUGACCGAAAAGGGGAAAAAAAUGAAUGAAUGACACAAGCUGGAGGGAACGUUAGAAAACAAAGUAUAAAGCAGCUUAACUUAUUUGUUUUAUAUAAACUAUUUUUCUAAAAUAAAAAUGUCUCAUUGGAGUGUUUUUUUUUUUACUGACAC